UCAAGAUGAGCGGGGACGUAGCCGAUUCCGCAGAUGGUCACGGCGCCCUCAGCCAGGUGGACACAGGAAAUGAUCGAAACAGCCUAGAUUUCAACAGGCAGGACCUGACGUCCCUCCAUCCCCUCCAGCAGCUCGUGCUGGUUCCCGGCCACUUGCAGUCCGUCUCGCAGUUCCUGCUCUCUCAGAGUCAGCCGGGGCAGCAAGGUCUGCAGCCCAAUCUUCUCCCCUUCCCACAGCAGCAAAGCCCCCUGCUCCUCCCACAGCCUGGACCCGGCCUGGCAUCCCAGGCCGUCGGGCGCCCGGGGCUGCCGGGACCCUCCUUAGACCCCCACCUGGAAGUGCCCCAGCAUCUCCCGGUGCCUAAGCAUCUGCCUGGUUCUGGGGGCGCUGAUGAGCCCAGCGACCUGGAGGAGCUGGAGAAGUUUGCCAAGACCUUCAAGCAGAGGCGCAUCAAGCUGGGCUUCACACAGGGGGACGUGGGGCUGGCGAUGGGGAAGCUGUACGGCAACGACUUCAGCCAGACCACCAUCUCACGGUUCGAGGCACUCAAUCUGAGCUUCAAGAACAUGUGCAAGCUCAAGCCGCUGCUGGAGAAGUGGCUGAGCGAUGCCGAGUCCUCCCCGGCGGACCCCGCGGUGAGCACCCCCAGCGCCUACCCCACCCUCACCGAAGUGUUCGGGAGGAAGAGGAAGAAACGCACCAGCAUUGAGACCAACAUCCGCCUGACCCUGGAGAAGAGAUUCCAGGAUAAUCCCAAGCCAAGCUCAGAGGAGAUCUCCAUGAUUGCAGAGCAGCUGUCCAUGGAGAAGGAGGUGGUGAGGGUCUGGUUCUGCAACCGACGCCAAAAGGAGAAGCGGAUCAACUGUCCUGUGGCCACACCCAUCAAGUCACCCGUCUACACGUCCCGUCUGGUCUCUCCCUCCGGGUCUCUGGGCCCCCUCGCCAUCCCUCCCGUCCACAGCACCGUGCCUGGAACAGUGACCUCGUCCUGUUCCCCUGGGAGCAGCAGCAGGCCCUCCUCGCCCAGCGCAGGCCUCCCCACUUCUUCUCAACACAACGCCAAGGCAGCGGCCAACUCCUCCAGCCUUGGCGCUUCAGGGCCCUGGUACCGAUGGAAUCACCCCACCUACCUGCACUGAGCCGCGGGCAGCGCCUCCGCCCCACAGACGCUCCCAAGCGAGCGGAGGGCACCACCACGAGCCUGAGCUCGCCUUCUCCGGACAAGGCCUCGGAGGCCUAAACCGCGAUUGGCUCACGUGGGGCCCCCAUGCCCUGGAAACACGUCCAUCCGGAGCUGGCCUUACUGCCUGGCCCGUCGCUAGUUCUGUUUCAGUCAGCGUCGUUGCCCAGGCCUUUCCGAGAAAGGACAUCUUGCCUUUGCUCUCUGCCUCUUCCGGGGACAGCACGCUGGGUGCCAGCCAGCAGGGUUCCAGCUCCGGGGACAGCCACGCUGGGUGCCAGCAGGUUUCCAGGUCCUGUGACUGCCAUGCUGGGUGCCAGCAGGGUUCCAGCUCCUGAGACAGCCAUGCUGGGUACCAGCAGGGUUCCAGCUCCUGGGACAGCCACGCUGGGUGCCAGCAGGGUUCCAGCUCCUGAGACAGCCAUGCUGGGUACCAGCAGGGUGCCAGCUCUGGGGACAGCCACGCUGGGUACCAGCAGGGUUCCAGCUCCUGGGACAGCCAUGCUGGGUACCAGCAGGGUUCCAGCUCCUGAGACAGCCACGCUGGGUGCCAGCCAGCAGGGUGCCAGCUCUGGGGACAGCCACGCUGGGUGCCAGCCAGCAGGGUGCCUGCUCUGAGCUCCUUCUGAAACCCGGGAGGAGCUGUGAAUCUGCCGCCUCCGGCAAAGCCUCACUGUUUCCUCUGCUCAGCAGCUUUUUCUGACUGAAUCUUCUUUCACCCGUGGCCCUGCCCCGUUGCAUAGGACCAAACCCACUCAUGCUUUCGUUCUCGAAGUUCCCUCCUCUUUAGAGAAGGACAAGUCCCUCCGUCUGGGCGUUUCUCUGCCCCCCGCCCCCCAGGCUCCCUGCCAGCUACACCUGUCACCAAGCCAGAAGCUUGUCCCUCUCACCUGCCCUCAGCUCAGCCUCCCUCCGUCUCCCGGCUGCAGAAGGAAGAACAAUGAUGCUAUCAAAAUGCCUGUAUAGAGCCCUUUCCUGUUUUUUUUUCAUUAUGUUCUUCUCUCC
This is a messenger RNA of Myotis lucifugus (little brown bat), 2185 nucleotides long. It is a transcript of the gene POU2F3, whose product is annotated as POU class 2 homeobox 3. The transcript has 11 exons. Gene Ontology annotation, molecular function: DNA-binding transcription factor activity, RNA polymerase II-specific; RNA polymerase II cis-regulatory region sequence-specific DNA binding. Gene Ontology annotation, cellular component: nucleus. NCBI's taxonomy places the organism in Eukaryota, Metazoa, Chordata, Mammalia, Chiroptera, Vespertilionidae. Gene Ontology annotation, biological process: regulation of transcription by RNA polymerase II. Bases 6 to 1139 code for a protein of 377 amino acids. The record is from RefSeq and is a predicted model, not a curated record.